UGUAAACAGUGAAUUCUUCACAUUCAGCAGUAACUAUGCAGGAUGGUUACAUGAAAUGAGAAUGAGAGUUCUUCGCCGAAAAAUCGUGUUGGUUGUGGUGGCUGCAUAUGUUGCUUUUUCAUUAUAUGCGGCAUAUAAUGUAUUCUUCAAUAAGAGGGUUAUGUCUCGGGUCCACAGAGUGGUGAAGAAGGGGUCUGUUCUUGUUGCAGGUGAUGCUAAAGUAGACAGCAACAAGCACAUGCUGGCUCAAUCUGUGGAGAAGGAAUGGAACCCUUGGGAGGAGGAUGAACUGGCAAAAGAAACCAACGUCGACCAGAAACGCAGGGAUGUCUUCAAAGAACAGUUAGACUUGAUUGCCAAGAGCAGACCUAAAAGAUACAAAGUGCAGAUAUGGGGCAAAGCAGCCAUAGGUCUCUACUUGUGGGAGCACAUAUUGGAGGGUCCUCUGAAUCCCACGGAUAAAACGGGCCAGUGGAGGGAGGGGGAGAUCCAGUCUGGCAAGAUCAACUUUAGUUUUUACACUGGCCCCGCAGUGGUGCAGGGCCACAUCCCUGUGGACACGGACAGCGUGGUGCUAGUAUUGAACGGCCGUGAGCAGCAGAAGAUUUCCUACUCCACACAGUGGUUGCAGCACGCCCAGGCGCUCCUCCAGGCUCGCACCCUGAGCCACGUGGCCGUGGUGCUGCUGGGCAGCGAGCAGUGCACCAACGACUGGAUCAGCCCCUACCUCAGGCGCCACGGAGGCUUUGUGGACACACUCUUCCUGGUCUACGACAGCCCCUGGGUCAACGACAAGGACGUCUUCCAGUGGCCUCUGGGGGUGGCCACGUACAGACACUUCCCCGUCAUUCCGGCAAGUGUGCAGCUGGUGAGCAACGCUAGGCCGUACCUCUGCAACUUCCUGGGCACGGUCUACAAGAACUCCUCUCGAGAGGUCCUCAUGAACAUCCUAAAACAGGAGAGUCUGGAGAAGGAGUGCAUCACCCAUGCCCGAGAGAAAUGGUUGCCCCAGGAGACGGCGGAGUCCCUUCGCCAGUAUCAGUCGGCGCUGGCCCAGAGCGAGCUCACCCUGUGCCCCGUGGGCGUCAACGCAGAGUGCUACCGCAUCUACGAGGCGUGCGCGUACGGCUCUGUGCCCGUGGUGGAGGACGUGCAGACCAAGGGCCGCUGCACGGAGGGCCGCAGCUCCCCCCUGCGCCUCCUGAAGGAGGCCGGCGCCCCCUUCAUCUUCCUGAAGGACUGGAAGGAGCUGCCGGCCAUCCUGCAGAGGGAGAGGACCAUGAGCCAGGCCCAGAGGGAGGAGCGCCGCCGCGGCCUGCUGGAGUGGUACACCGGCUUCAGGCAACAGAUGAAGGAGCGCUUCACCGAGGUGCUGGAGGAGGCCUUCUUCAAAGGCAGCUGAGGAGAGAGAGAGAGAGAGAGAGAGAGAGAGAGAGAGAGAGAGAGAGAGAGAGAGAGAGAGAGAGAGAGAGAGAGAGAGAUCCUUUUUCAAAGCCAGGUGAGCAGCUAACUAACAUCGUCUUAAGAGGAGGAGGAGGACUGAGAUGGGACAUCUGUCAAACAGAUACCGUUCCUUCUGUUGCAUGGCAAACACUACUACUGUUUAUCAUUAAUAAUAGUCUAGGUACAUUCUUUUACAUAUGACGGGAAAUAACUUAGUGUAACACUCCAUACCCAGAAAACUGACAUGACCUGCUGACAAGUAACUGAUUUGAAACGUCUCUUGGAUUCCACUACAAACGCACACAAGCAGCUUAAAAGACUAUCCUCACCAAGACAAGAAGCAAGCAGAUACUAAAUAUCCCCAGGUAGUAUAUGGACACAGCAUGGGAUGGAGCUGUUCUGAACCUUGUACUUAAGCCAUUGAGUCACGGUUUUCUUUUCCAAACUGUAGUCCAACGCUGCUCGCAAGUUCUUUACCUGUUUCUGUAUGCAUUAUGCCUAGCUUGCUCCUACCCAUACUACCUGUGAUGCAACACAAAGGUUUUCUAGCAGUCAUGAUAGCCAGUCUGGGUUAUACACCAAUAGCUGAUGAUACAUUUGGACAUUUCUGCUCCUUUAACCACUAUGUGUUAGGACACCUAACAACACAAAUAACCCAGAGAAAGCACUUUCCAGUAUUCUUAGCAUUAUAUGUAAUUAAAGUGUUACUUUUUACCUUAAGUUGAGUGUGUAAAUAAUGUAGGUAAUAUUCUGACAGUGUUGGCUUGUAAAUCCAGUGAAAAUAAUAGCUGUUUUUUCCCUCCAUGUGUUACAUUUCCCACAGCCUCGCACAGUUCUUUUUAUAACAACAAAGUUCCCUUAAGUUAUAUAGGCUAUUUCUGUUUGUAUUUGUUAACUAAUUGGGAUAUGGUAUCAUCUUGCAGAUUUUAAGAUAAUGGGUAGGCAGCUGAAUGCACAAAGGUACACAUAUUUAAAAUAAUUGCCAAGAAAUUAAAUUUCUGGGUUUUUGUUUUGUUUAGUUUUUUAUUUGUUUCUCUUGCCAAGUUGUAUUGCAAAUCCAUUGUAUGCUGGGUGUCUGCUGAAAUGGCUGUGGUUAACACAAUUGAAAUUAAAUUAUUGUUUGUUUCUUUUUUAAAUAAGAAA
This is a messenger RNA of Engraulis encrasicolus (European anchovy), 2586 nucleotides long. RefSeq names its product ribitol xylosyltransferase 1 (gene rxylt1). Gene Ontology annotation, molecular function: ribitol beta-1,4-xylosyltransferase activity. Bases 56 to 1402 code for a protein of 448 amino acids. Gene Ontology annotation, cellular component: Golgi apparatus. The record is from RefSeq and is a predicted model, not a curated record. The transcript is spliced from 6 exons. Gene Ontology annotation, biological process: protein O-linked glycosylation via mannose. NCBI's taxonomy places the organism in Eukaryota, Metazoa, Chordata, Actinopteri, Clupeiformes, Engraulidae.